CUUCUACAUCGUCUUCCACAUCGGUUCCAACUUCGCCGACGAGUCUUGUAAAUCUAUAGGUCCCGAGAUUUGAGAGACUCAAAAGAGAUUGUGUAUUGAAAUCGAGGAAAUGGGAAGUAGUAGUAGUAACUCGUUGGCGGGUCUACAAGAUCACUUGAAAUUAGCGAGAGAAUACGCACUAGAAGGAUCCUACGACACAUCUGUCAUCUUCUUCGAUGGCGCCCUUGCUCAGAUCAACAAGCAUUUAAACAGCCUUGAUGAUCCUAUGACGCGGACUAAAUGGAUGAACGUUAAGAAGGCUAUAAUGGAAGAGACUGAAGUUGUGAAGCAGUUGGAUGCAGAGAGGAGAGCUUUUAAGGAAGCUCCCACUGGUCGUAGUCGUGCUGCUUCUCCCCCUAUCAAUAGUACCAAAUCUUCCUUUGUCUUUCAGCCCUUGGAUGAGUAUCCUACUUCCUCCUCCGGUGCUCCCAUGGAUGAUCCUGAUGUCUGGAGGCCUCCCACCCGUGAUGUUUCUACCCGAAGACCCGCCAGGCCUGGUAUGCGAAAGUCUCCUCAAGAUGGGGCUUGGGCUCGUGGUGGUGGUGGUGGUGCUGGCCUGUUACGGUUUAGCCUUCCAAUUUGUAAAGCAAGAAGGAUAUGGAAAAAGAGAUUUGUAUUGAAAAUAAAAGAUAACGGUUACAAGGAUUCUUUCUCUCUAAAUCAUGAACACUCUCUCUCACUCAUGAACAUGACAUGAUGAUCAAUCCUUUGAUGCC
This is a messenger RNA of Brassica oleracea var. oleracea, 755 nucleotides long. Its product is annotated as katanin p60 ATPase-containing subunit A1-like. The record is from RefSeq and is a predicted model, not a curated record. NCBI's taxonomy places the organism in Eukaryota, Viridiplantae, Streptophyta, Magnoliopsida, Brassicales, Brassicaceae. The transcript has 2 exons. Bases 110 to 736 code for a protein of 208 amino acids.